AUGCCUCCGAAGCGUGUUUCGGAGAAAGAGAGCGCCCUGCCCGGCUGCGUCACUGCCCGGUGUGGGAACUGCCGGGCUUUCGGAGGUCUCCAAAGGGUGGUGUGGACGGCGCAGCGGACCGAUGUUGUGGUGGAGGAGUUCAAGUAUCUUGUGAUCUUGUUCACGAGUAAGGGUAAAAUGGAGCGGGAGAUUGACAGGCGGACUUGGGUGGCAGUGGCAGUCAUGCGAUCGUUGUACUGGACUGUUGUGGUGAAGAGGGAGUUUAAGUGUAAAGUGAAAAACAAAUGCUCAUAUAAGAUAAAUCUCUUUACAAGGCCAAGGAAGGAAGAGCUAAGGAUUGUGUUGCUCAGGAAAACAGGAGAUGGAAAGAGCAGCACUGGGAAUACCAUCCUAAACGACAAAGCAUUCCCUGCCAAAUCAUCAUUCAAAGCUGUGACCCACAAGUGUGAAUCAAAAUCAGGAACCGUACAUGAGAGGCCUGUAAAAGUGAUUGUCACGCCUGGAUUUUUUGACACUGAUCAUCCAGAAGAUCAGCAGGCAUAUGAAAUUGCAAACUGUCUCACUCAGUCCGCUCUACAAGUUCAUGCCUUUCUCAUUGUACUCAGAGUUGGACGAUACACAGAACAGGAGUGGGAGGUGAUGAAAAAAAUAACAGAACCUUUUGGGGAAGAUGCAUUGAGAUAUUCAGUGGUUCUUUUGACUCACGGUAAUCAACUCGAUGAUGGUCAAACCAUUGAGGACUUUGUUAGGGAGAAUGGAGCUUUACAGGAGCUUGUGGAUAAGUGUGGGGGACGCUGUCAUGUGAUUGACAAUAAGUACUGGAACCAGCAGCAAGAUGAGUACAGAAACAACAGUGUUCAGGUACAGAAACUACUGGAGACUAUUGAAGAAAUGUUAAGAGAGAAUGGUGGUAACUACUACACCAAUGAAUUACCGCAGACGGUUCAGGAGGACAUAAAAGGAGAGGAAAAGACAAUAAAUGAAGACGGCACAGGGCAUUUGUCUGAAGAGGAAAUCAGAGAGAUGGCCCGAAUGAGAGUGUUCAACAAGUAUGAGAUAAAACUGGCAGGGAUAGCCACUGGGGUGUUAACUGGGGCAUUGCUGGGUGCUUUCCUUGGAGUUGGAGUUUUGGAAAAGCGAAGGAUGGCGUUGCCCGGGAAAACAGGAGAUGGAAAAAGCAGCGCUGGGAACCCUAUCCUCUACAACGACACGUUCCCUGCCACACUAUAA
Molecule: messenger RNA, 1230 nt
Organism: Chanos chanos (milkfish)
Lineage: Eukaryota; Metazoa; Chordata; Actinopteri; Gonorynchiformes; Chanidae
Product: GTPase IMAP family member 9-like
Exons: 5
Coding region: 1-1230 (409 amino acids)
Molecular function (GO): GTP binding
Source: RefSeq, a predicted model, not a curated record